AUGUGUUGUGGUAGUACUUCAAAGGAUGUAAGGAAUUUAUUGGCCGGGAGUGUUUUUAUAACAUGCAUUCUAGCAGCAGCAACAAGUGGAUUCCCAACAGAGCAACAAGAACAUGAUUUGCUGUUAUUGGAAGCUUUGUCAAGGAGAAAUUCACCCAGUAACUACUAUGGAAUGGAGGAAUCCGUAAUGGAUAUGCUUGGGAGAAUGAUCCCUCAGACUUGCCGGUUUCGUGGUCACAAAUUCGAAUGCGGUCUUUCGAUAUCGUGUGUUCUUGGCGGUGGUAAGCCGGUGGAUUUAUGUUCUGGUGGCAUGAUAUGGUCAUGUUGCGUGGAUAGAGAAUUGGACGCAGACAAAGAUCAAAAUGCUGCUGUAGCUCAAAAUACAAGUGAUAUCAUUCAUUUGCAUGACAUUUAUCCAGAUCUCGCCAACACCAACAAACCACAUCUCCAUGUCAAUCGUCCACCUCAUUAUCCGAAUCUCAUAAAUGAAAAAUAUCCAUCAACACCUCCCAUUUUGUAUCCAACUAAACAUCCGUCGACCUAUCCGUAUAAGCCCUUAUCCCGGCCACAUACUUGGGAGCAUGAAACGAAUCAUAUAAGCAGUGUUAGUCAUCCUGGGAUAACAAAUCAUCUGGAUAAUCAUUUUGGUAUUGAUGACACUCUUUUGGAUCAUCCGCAACAGCCGCAACAAUUUGGCGUGGGCAAUGGAAUUGAUAUUGGUGGCAAUUCUGCUGACGGUGGAGACUCCUAUCAAGAUGGAAGUUAUCGUCCUGUACCUGGUUGCGGUGAGGUAUUCACUCGUUCGAAUCGAAUUGUUGGUGGACAUUCGACUGGAUUCGGGUCACAUCCUUGGCAAGUGGCUUUAAUCAAAUCUGGAUUUUUAUCGAGAAAGCUGAGUUGUGGAGGUGCCCUGAUUUCAAGUCGAUGGGUUGUGACUGCAGCUCAUUGUGUUGCAACGACAACGAAUUCGAAUAUGAAGAUCCGCCUUGGAGAGUGGGACGUUCGAGGACAAGAAGAGCGCCUUGGACAUGAGGAAUAUGGAAUUGAAAGAAAAGAAGUACAUCCACAGUAUAAUCCGGCGGAUUUCAAAAACGAUUUAGCCUUAGUUAGGUUAGACCGAACGGUCCAGUACAAGCAGCACAUAGUUCCAGUUUGCCUACCUCCAGUAGCAACGAAGUUAGUGGGGAAGAUGGCAACUGUGGCAGGAUGGGGCCGAACGAGACAUGGUCAGAGUACAGUUCCCUCUGUUCUUCAGGAAGUUGAUGUAGAAGUCCUUUCAAACGAUCGCUGCCAGAGAUGGUUUAGAGCGGCAGGACGACGAGAGACUAUUCACGAUGUCUUCCUUUGUGCGGGUUAUAAGGAAGGCGGUCGUGAUUCUUGUCAAGGUGAUUCCGGUGGACCUCUAACACUCACAUUAGAAGGAAGGAAGACUCUAGUCGGUCUAGUGUCUUGGGGUAUUGGCUGUGGACGAGAACAUCUGCCUGGUGUUUAUACGAAUAUUCAAAGAUUUGUGCCUUGGAUUAAUAAAGUAUUGGCCAAUGAUGAGAGUACGUAAGCUAUGAUGGAGAUGUUUAACGAAAACUUGUUGGCCAAAGUGAUACUUCCUA
Episyrphus balteatus (marmalade hoverfly) is the source of this 1606-nucleotide messenger RNA. Its product is annotated as serine proteinase stubble. Gene Ontology annotation, molecular function: serine-type endopeptidase activity. The record is from RefSeq and is a predicted model, not a curated record. The transcript has 6 exons. Gene Ontology annotation, biological process: proteolysis. Bases 1 to 1554 code for a protein of 517 amino acids. Lineage: Eukaryota; Metazoa; Arthropoda; Insecta; Diptera; Syrphidae.